This is a messenger RNA of Aspergillus terreus NIH2624, 1023 nucleotides long. RefSeq lists its product as uncharacterized. Lineage: Eukaryota; Fungi; Ascomycota; Eurotiomycetes; Eurotiales; Aspergillaceae. Bases 1 to 1023 code for a protein of 340 amino acids. Gene Ontology annotation, cellular component: nucleus. The transcript has 2 exons. The record is from RefSeq and is a predicted model, not a curated record. Gene Ontology annotation, biological process: positive regulation of transcription by RNA polymerase II. Gene Ontology annotation, molecular function: transcription cis-regulatory region binding; protein binding.
AUGUCUUUACCAACCCUCCCAACAGAAUUACUCUCAUGCAUCGCCACCCUCCUCCUCCCAUCUAUACAAGACGUGGAUUCUCUAGCCAAAACAUCCAAACGCCUGUACGCGAUCACCAACCCCAUUCUCUACCACCACCAUAUCUUCCAUCAAGAUAGCUCGGCCUUGAUAUGGGCCGCCCAACACGGCAAACCAGACGCCUUUAACCGCCUGCUGCAGGAAGGCGCCAACCCCAACACCCGAGAUCCGCAUCUCCAGACUCCGCUCAUCUGGGCGGCAGGGCACGGCCGGCCUGCUUCUACGUUCUGGAAUUGGUUCAGCCCAACACCAACAACCACGGAUUCUAUCCAUCCAAAGGCAGGCGAUUACCUCGCUAUCGUGAAACUGUUACUAUCGGCGAAAGACAUCCAGCCGGAUUGCCGGGCCCAACGCGGCGCAACGCCCCUUACGGCUGCCGCAACCGCGGGCGCAGAAGAGGUAGUAGAGGAGCUGCUGCGCACAGGGAAGGUAGACGCAAAUACAAAGGAUAAAUCUGGGCAAACGCCGCUCCUCGCCGCAGCCCGGCAUGGGCAUUUUAGGAUUGUCCAGCGCCUUCUAGCUGAAGGCGUGGAUGCGGACGCCCAAUCUGAAGGCGGAAUGACCCCGCUGCUGGCCGCCGCGGGAGCCGGACACGCGCGCAUUGUGAAAUUGCUUCUGGCAAUCCCUACCGUGGACCCAGACCAACAGCCUGGUUUUGGAGACCGCGCUCUGUUAACCGCCAUUCUUGCUGGGCACACGGAUGUUGUCGAGGCGCUUCUGGCUAAUGAGAAGGUCAGUCUGAGCUUACCGAAUAAAUACGGCAUCACGGCACUCGCGACGGCGGCGAAACGAGGUCACCCGGAUAUUAUACGGUGGCUACUUGCGAAGGGGGUCGACCCGGAUGUGAAGGACAGGGAGGGUAUGACGCCGCUUAUGUUCGCGGCCGAGAGGGGACAUGUCGAGGCAGUUGAGCUUUUGCUUUCUACCGGCCAUCGACUCGCCUAG